CUUCGUCAUGGGGGGCCGGCUUAGCGUCCUCGAGGCAUGUCCUGCACCCGUCGACCCCCUCGAGGCUCUCUGUGAGGUGCCUGAGCCACGCCGCACCAGCCGCCGCAUCUUCGUGCCUAGCGCACACCUGGCGGAGAUCGUGUGUGAUAAUAAGUAUCGUGUUGCUGAAUCUGAGGACGACUACUGCCUUAUUAGUGCUGCAAGGUGGGCGACGGGGAUGGCGGAUGCAUGCCACAGGCAAUUGUUGACACUUUUGUGCCGAAAAUGCCACGCCUACUUUUUACGGAUGCAGUUGGAGUGUCGUCCGCGGCCUCGGACAGGUACGCCCACACAGCCGGGAUGCCUCACGACGAUACACAUUGUGUCUGUGGUUCGUUCGUUUCCCUCUCCCAUGCAUGCAGCCGUCAGACGCCCCCGUCAGGCAGCGGCAGCGGUGACGUCUGUGGCGCCCACCUGCCCGCCGCUGCACGUUCCGCAUCCAGAUCUCACCCGACGUACGGCAUCCCAGGACCAGCGGCUUCCCCAGCGUAUUCCAUCAUCAGCUCUGUGCUGUGUGUUCAGUGGCGCCACUUCUGUGUUACUGACGCUCACGCCAGAUCCACUCGGCCCGAAGCCUAUCAAGAAGAACAACACACUGCCUUUCCCGAGGGUUCAACACGAAGGCACCCGUGGUGGCCAGGACACCAACCCCGCCCAGCUGGGGGAAGAGGACGACUGCGCGAUGGCGCUGAGGGAGGAGACCCUGAUGCACCAUGUGAUGACUGAGGCCACCAUGGCGCACCCAGCCAGAGCACAUCGAGGACGAGGGAGAGGACCUGGGCGUGAGCGGCAUGAUGAGCCGGAGGUCGGCGGGGAUGCUGCACCACAUCAUGGAGGGCGACGACCGAUUCUCCAUUCCUGCACGUUUUGGCGGCCUCCCUUUCGUACCCUUCCUGGCUGACGCCGUCGGCACGCAGCCCCAGCCAUCCCCCACACACACCAUGGCCCGCAUCAUCCGCCGCAUGACAUGCCGCCAGCCCCCCGUCGCUCAUCACUCCCGUCGCGUGCUGCGAGAGCUCAAGGGCCAGCAGUUCGCCAUGGCCCGCGUGAAGCUCUUCCCGGACUACCUGCUGGUCGCCUUGAGCAACUCACCCACCUCACCCACGUUGCCGUCGCAGCUACGCACGGCGAGUGGUGAGCGCACAGCCGGCCUGGGCCAUCUUCGUCAUGGGGGGCCGGCUUAGCGUCCUCGAGGCAGGUCCUGCACCCGUCGACCCCCUUGAGGCUCUCUGUGAGGUGCCUGAGCCACGCCGCACCAGCCGCCGCAUCUUCGUGCAUAGCGCACACCUGGCGGAGAUUGUGUGUGAUGAUAAGUAUCAUGCUGCUUGAUCUGAGGACGGAAACUGCCUUAUGAGUGAUGCAAG
Vitrella brassicaformis is the source of this 1403-nucleotide messenger RNA. The record is from the annotation of a GenBank genome assembly. NCBI's taxonomy places the organism in Eukaryota, Vitrellaceae.